Messenger RNA from Bufo gargarizans (Asiatic toad), 1942 nucleotides. Its product is annotated as calnexin-like. The coding region runs from base 128 to 1942 and encodes 604 amino acids. Gene Ontology annotation, molecular function: calcium ion binding. Lineage: Eukaryota; Metazoa; Chordata; Amphibia; Anura; Bufonidae. Gene Ontology annotation, biological process: protein folding. The record is from RefSeq and is a predicted model, not a curated record. The transcript is spliced from 14 exons. Gene Ontology annotation, cellular component: endoplasmic reticulum; endoplasmic reticulum membrane.
CCUUUUAGUGCGUGACUCCUCCCCCUCUGCUUCACUCCCGGCAGGACACGUGACGGAGCGGUUGGUGCAGCGAAGGCCGGUAGCCGGUGUCUGUGGAGGAGGAGGGGAGAACCCUGUCCGUACGAUCAUGGAUCUGAAAUGGCUUUUUUGCUUGGCCUACCUGGUUAUUGGUGCUGUGAUGAUAAAUGCUCAUGACGGGCAUCACCAUGGCCACCACCAUCAUGAACAUGAACAUGACCACGACCAUGAUGAUGGACUAGACAUAGAAGAUGACAUAGAUGAUCUCCUUGAUGAUUCCGAAGAGCCAGAACCAGAAACCAGUACUCCACCCCCUGCUCCUAAGGUAACUUACAAAAUGCCGGUCCCAAUUGGUGAAGUCUAUGUUGCAGAGUCAUUUGACAAGGGAACGUUGGAUGGGUGGGUUCUUUCCAAGGCCAAGAAGGAUGACACAGAUGAUGACAUUGCUAAAUAUGAUGGCAAAUGGGAAGUGGUGGAGAUGAAAGAAACUAAACUCCCCGGGGACAAAGGACUUGUGCUGGCGUCACGUGCCAAACAUCAUGCAGUUGCCAUCAAGCUUAAAAAGCCCUUCGUCUUUGAUAAAAAGCCUUUGAUUGUGCAGUAUGAAGUAAAUUUUCAGAGUGGAAUAGAAUGUGGAGGAGCAUAUGUGAAGCUGCUGUCCAAAACCUCGGAUCAGAACCUAGAUCAGUUCCAUGAUAAGACACCUUACACCAUCAUGUUUGGUCCUGACAAGUGUGGUGAGGAUUACAAGCUGCACUUUAUCUUCCGUCACAAGAACCCCAAGACUGGAGAGUAUGAAGAGAAGCAUGCAAAGAAACCAGAUGCAGACCUGAAAUCAUUUUUCACAGACAAGAAAACCCAUCUUUAUACUUUAAUAUUGAAUCCAGAUAACACAUUUGAGGUCCUGGUUGACCAAACUGUUGUAAACCGUGGCAGCCUACUUAAUGAUGUCAAUCCCACCGUCAACCCACCUAGUGAAAUUGAGGAUCCUGAUGACAGGAAGCCCGAAGAUUGGGAUGAGAGACCAAAAAUACCUGAUCCUGAUGCUGUCAAGCCUGAUGAUUGGGAUGAAGAUGCUCCCUCAAAAAUCCCAGAUGACAAUGCAGUAAAACCAGAAGGAUGGUUGGAUGAUGAACCAGAGUACAUUGGUGACCCUGAUGCUGAAAAGCCUGAAGACUGGGAUGAAGAUAUGGAUGGUGAAUGGGAGGCACCACAGGUGGCAAAUCCCAAAUGUGCAUCUGCUCCCGGCUGCGGAGUGUGGCAAAGGCCAACAAUUGACAACCCUAACUACAAAGGAAAAUGGAAGGCACCAAUGAUCGAUAACCCCAAUUACCAGGGUAUCUGGAAACCACGCAAAAUCCCCAAUCCAGAUUUCUUUGAGGACCUGGAACCAUUCAAGAUGACUCCAUUCUAUGCUAUGGGCCUGGAAUUGUGGUCUAUGACUGCUGAUAUUUUCUUUGACAACUUUAUCAUAUGCUCAGACAGAGCUGUGGCUGAUCAGUGGGGAAAUGAUGGCUGGGGUCUGAAGAAAGCAGCUGACGGUGCUGCUGAGCCAAGUGUUGUUGGGCAGAUGAUGGCAGCAGCUGAAGAAAGACCUUGGUUGUGGAUAGUCUACAUUCUGACUGUGGCUUUGCCAGUCUUCCUAGUUAUCCUGUUCUGCUGUUCAGGCAAGAAGCAAACACCAGAUGCAAGCCACAAAAAGACUGAUGCCCCACAACCUGAUAUAGAGGAGGAGGAGGAGGAGGAGGAAAGAGAGACCAACAAGGAGGAUAAAGAUGAGGCUGCUGAAGAGCAGGCUGAAGAGCAAGCACCUGAAGAAGGGGAGGGAGAUGCUGGGCAUGGAAGUAACGAAGAAGAGGAAGAGGAAGAUGAUGAAGAGAAGGAAAGCAAACCUCAGGUAACCCAUCGCAAUCCACACUGCUAA